Messenger RNA from Scophthalmus maximus (turbot), 2794 nucleotides. It is a transcript of the gene ddx1, whose product is annotated as DEAD (Asp-Glu-Ala-Asp) box helicase 1. The transcript is spliced from 26 exons. NCBI's taxonomy places the organism in Eukaryota, Metazoa, Chordata, Actinopteri, Pleuronectiformes, Scophthalmidae. The record is from RefSeq and is a predicted model, not a curated record. Gene Ontology annotation, molecular function: ATP binding; nucleic acid binding; RNA helicase activity. Bases 128 to 2350 code for a protein of 740 amino acids.
UGUUUCAGAGGAAAUUCGCUAUCCGGAACCAAUGUACGGGUGAACCGCCGGUCCUCUAAACAAGUUGCACGGAGCUGCAACCUGUGAACACGUUACAUCCGGUCGUGCUGUAUUCGUAGCAGCAGUAAUGGCAGCGUUCUCUGAAAUGGGCGUUAUGCCUGAAAUCGCGCAGGCUGUGGAGGAGUUGGACUGGCUGCUGCCUACUGACAUCCAGGCAGAGUCUAUUCCUCUAAUUCUCGGCGGAGGAGAUGUACUCAUGGCUGCAGAGACUGGCAGUGGUAAAACAGGAGCCUUCAGCAUCCCAGUGAUCCAGAUUGUGUACGAGACGCUGAAGGAUCAGCAGGAGGGCAAGCAGGGCCGAGCGUCUGUCAAGACUGGAGGAGCUAUUUUCAACAACUGGCAGAUGAAUCCUUACGACCGCAGCACAGCCUUCGCAAUCGGUCCAGAUGGAAUGUGCUGCCAGAGCAGGGAGUUUAAAGAGUGGCACGGCUGUCGCUCUACAAAAGGUGUCACCAAAGGGAAGUACUGUUAUGAGGUGACAUGCCAUGAUCAGGGUCUGUGUCGGGUGGGCUGGUCCACCAAUCAGGCAGCACUGGACUUGGGCACUGAUAAAUAUGGAUUUGGUUUUGGAGGGACUGGGAAAAAAUCUAACAACAAGCAGUUUGACAGCUAUGGAGAGGAGUUUACUAUGCAUGACACUAUUGGAUGCUACCUGGAUCUAGACAACGGCCAAAUUUCCUUCUCCAAAAAUGGGAACGACCUCGGUGUGGCAUUUGAGAUCCCACAGAAUCUGAGGAGUCAGACCUUCUUUGCCUCCUGUGUGCUCAAGAAUGCUGAGCUGAAGUUCAACUUUGGAGGAGACAACUUUAAACACCCUCCAAAAAGUGGCUUUGUUGCCCUGGAUCAGGCACCAGAGGGUCACUCUGUCAAAUCCUUGCAGACAGGCAGCGCUAAAAUCAGUCAAGUGAAAGCAACAUCCAAUGCACCCAAAGCCCUGAUCAUCGAGCCGUCGAAAGAAUUAGCUGAGCAAACUCUCAACGUCGUCACACAGUUUAAGAAAUAUGUGGAUAACCCCAAACUCAGGGAACUACUGGUGAUUGGUGGCGUGCCUGCCAAGGAGCAGCUGGCUGCUCUUGAGCAGGGGAUCGACAUUGUGGUGGGGACACCCGGCAGACUGGACGACCUUAUAUCCACCGGGAAACUCAGUCUGUCUCAAGUCCGCUUCCUGGUCCUGGAUGAGUGUGAUGGCCUCCUGUCAGCAGGCUAUACAGACUUCAUCAACAGAAUCCAUAACGAGAUCCCACAGGUCACCUCCGACGGCAAGAGACUGCAGGUGAUUGUGUGCUCAGCCACUCUGCAUUCCUUUGACGUGAAGAAGUUGUCCGAGCGCAUCAUGCACUUUCCCACGUGGGUGGACCUGAAGGGGGAGGACUCCGUUCCAGAGACGGUCCACCACGUGGUGGUGCCUGUCAAUCCGAAGAAUGAUCGUCUGUGGGAGAGACUGGGCAAGAAUCACGUCCGGACUGAUGAAGUCCAUGCCAAAGAUAACACUAAACCAGGAGCCAAUUCUGCAGAAAUGUGGUCAGAAGCUAUCAAGGUUCUGAAGGGCGAGUACGCGGUGAGGGCCAUCAAAGAGCACAAGAUGGACCAGGCGAUAGUCUUCUGCCGCACCAAGAUCGACUGUGACAACAUGGAGCAGUACUUCAUCCAGCAAGGAGGAGGUCCAGACACUAAAGGCCACCAGUUGUCUUGCGUUUGUCUCCAUGGCGAUCGCAAGCCCAAUGAGCGAAAAGGCAACUUGGACCGUUUUAAGAGGAAAGAGGUGAGACUUCUGAUCUGCACAGAUGUGGCUGCCAGAGGAAUUGACAUCCAUGGAGUUCCCUUUGUAAUUAACGUCACCCUGCCAGAUGAGAAGCAGAAUUAUGUCCAUCGCAUCGGCAGAGUUGGAAGAGCCGAGAGAAUGGGACUGGCCAUCUCCUUAGUUGCUAUGGAAAAAGAAAAGGUGUGGUACCACGUCUGCCCGAACCGAGGCAGAGGCUGCUACAACACCCGGCUGAAGGAGGACGGAGGUUGCACCAUCUGGUACAACGAGAAGGAGCUCCUGUCCGAAAUCGAGGAGCAUCUGAAGUGCACCAUCACCCAGUGUGAGCCGGACAUCAAAGUACCUUUGGAUGAGUUUGACGGAAAGGUCACCUAUGGUCAGCGCAGGGCAUUGGGAGGCGGUAACUACACGGGCCACGUGGACGUGCUGGCUCCAACUGUCCAGGAGCUCGCUACCCUGGAGAGAGAUGCCCAAACUUCCUUCCUCCACCUCGGAUACAUGCCAAACCAGCUUUUCAGAGCUUUCUAAACAUCACCUCAACUAGCUCUUACACUGUAGGCUGCUGAUUCAGAAUCAAGAAAAUGGUACAGUAUCCUACCCACCUGCAGCUAGAGAAUACUGAAUCUGUGUGCAAGCAAAAUCGGCAAUGUGCAGUAAACACAACUCAAAAAGAAACCUCUCUGCAGUGAGCGUCCAUAGGAUAACCGGACUCCUGAUGUCUAUUUAAUCAAGUUAUUUAGAUUUAAUAUUUGAACAGGGGCCUCUGCCCUCUUUGUUUUGAGAGGCUACAUCUCAAAGGCCCUCCCUGCGCGGCAAACCUAAUUUGAUAGAUUUUUGUGUUUUAUGUUUCCUGAUUGAUACAACUAAAUUAAAUAUUUAAGUUUCCCUCUGGUGUAAGUGGCUGAAUAGUCGGUGCAGUUAAGUGGCUCGAUUUUUGUUUUUUCUGAAAAUAAACUCGAGUGGCCCGCUCAA